UAACAACAUGUGUCUAAAAUUGCUAAUUUGCCACAGUAUUUGGAAAUUUCAAAUAAUGGUAUGUAUUACUUAAAGCUUAACUCAUUAACAAUAGCUAAGUGCAAACAAUAUAUGAAAGAAACCAUAUGUCCCUUUUCAUUUCCCAUUACACCUAUGCAUGUUAAUAGUUGUGCAACCAGCCUUUACUUAGGAAACAAAACAUUAAUAAAUAACCAUUGUAAUUUCCAGUUUAUAACAAAUGCACUUCGUUCCACUCUCAGACAAUUAAACGAUACACAUUUUUUAGUUUCAAAUACCUCCCAGUUAUUUUUGAACUGCCACAAUAAAAACAAAACUGUAAAUGGCUGUCAGUUUUGUCUUAUAACAAUACCCUGUGAUUGUGCUAUAACAACUAAAUCUACUUAUUUACCUCCUCGUAUAUCUCACUGCCACCAUCAUGAUGUAGACAUAACUUACAUACAUCCUAUCAAUCUUGCCUUAUUGCAACAAUUUUUCAGUGAAUCAACAUUGUCAAUGGUUGAAGCACACUCAACAUUCAAUGACCCUUUAAACAUAUCUAUUCCCACAUUUCAAAUUUUUAAACAUAACUUUUCUGACCUCAUUGCGAAAGAUACCAAGGAACAUCUAAGUCUUAAGAAAAUGGCUAUGUUGACUAAAGCAAAUAGUCAAAUAUAUACAAACCUAGCAGACCCUUUACUUGAUUUACCUAUCGAAUCUGAACAGUCUAUUUCUGUAAGUUUUAUCAUAACUAUUAUCAGUUCUACUCUGUCAGUAAUUUGCUUGUUUGGUUUAAUUGUGUUAUCUUUAAAAUAUAGAAGAUUAGCAAUCAUUACUAGUGUUUCUCAACUCCCUGCUAAGGUACAGUCAGCCAACCUACCAAGUUUUAUUUAUACCACAACAUUGCCAUCUGUAAACACUACUAUUCAGACAAUUCAGAAAUCAGACAUUUCUCUAGUAAAUAACCCCAUGUUAGUCACAGCCUCACUACUUUUCAUUGUUGUUUUAUAUAAAUUCCUUAAACUUUGUUUCAAAAAAAUGGGAAACAGUAAAUUGAUUCUUGAAAUAACUGAUGGAAAUACUUCUGUUCAACUACCUUGUAUGUACCUUCCAACAUGUGUUCAACAUUGUGAAUUCUCUGGACAAAACUGUUUAACUGAACUGGAUCUCAAAAUUUCAUACCAAUCUUCUCUUACAGUAAACUAUGGUGAUCUACUAAUCAAAAACAGAUUUUCCAGUCAAGAGUUAUCUCCCAUCUCCCCGAUUAAGUUAAAUUUUUUUCAAGCUUAUCAGAUUAAACGCAUAAUCAAAAAUAAAUUUUCUAUGUUCAUUUGGAUCCAACAAAAUAAUACAUGUAUACCUGUGAAUGUAAAUUAUGUUGAUAAUAAGAUCAAAAAUGAUACUGCUUGUAUGUAUCCGAAGUUACAUGAGCCCCUUCUAGAUAAAUAAACUUCCCAACUUCAUGGAGGCCACCUAUGGAUUAUUAUGAUUGUUGUUUAUGUUGUAUUAUAUUUAUAUAUCAAUUGUGUUAUUUCAUGUUUAGCUCAUGUGUUUUUUUUCCAUUUCCACAUUUGUCAUGUGUCAUUUCUGAAAUUUGAUAGUUUUUUCUAGAUAACAAUGCAGAAGCAUUGUUGCAGGAGCAUUGUUUUAUUUAACAGUUCAUGUUUUCUCCAUGUUUUUAUAUAACCAUUUGUCAAAGUUCAUCACAUUGUGUAACUUAUCGUUACUUAUAUAAAAUAUAUUGUGUAUAUAAAAAAAAAAAAUAAAAAAUUGUGACUACACAUAAGAAAAAUAUUUCUGCAUCCCUUACAAUGCAGGAGCAUUGUUUUAUUCAGCAGGGGGAUGUUGUAACAACGAUUUUGUACAUGUUUUUCUUUUAAUGUAGUUGUUGUAUAGGCAUAAAUUCUUUUAAUCAUUUAUUAUGUACUGUUAUUUCUUUUUAUGUAGUUUGAUGUAUAUAAUGUUUAUAAAAGUUUAUUAUGUUUAUAAAAGUUUAUUUACAAGCAUAUUAUUCAACAAAUACCCCUUAAGUGUAAGAAUUAGUAAUACCCCUUUUAUGUUUCUUUUCAAUGUAAUUCUAAAUUGAUAAAAGGUUGUUAACACCUUAUAGCUAAUUAAAUUUGUUGUCCUGUAACAUGUUGGUUCAUUGCUGUCUGGAUUAAGUUGCUAUGGUCAUCAUGGAAACCAAGCUUAACAACCAAAGCAUAUAUAAGGGUAACCCUAGGGUUCAUUUUUAUAUAUGCUUUGCUUGAAAUAAAAUUAUAUUGUGGAACCAACUUUCGUUACAGGUAAGAAAUUAAUUUAUUUUCAUAUUUAUAAUUUUUGUUAUUUACUAAGAUUACAAAUAUGUUGUACAAUAUUUUCUAUCUUAAUAAAGAUUCUGUAUAAUGUUUCAAUAUUAAUAAUGUUUUCAAUAU
This is a messenger RNA of Ruditapes philippinarum (Manila clam), 2414 nucleotides long. RefSeq lists its product as uncharacterized. Bases 61 to 1446 code for a protein of 461 amino acids. The record is from RefSeq and is a predicted model, not a curated record. The transcript has a single exon. NCBI's taxonomy places the organism in Eukaryota, Metazoa, Mollusca, Bivalvia, Venerida, Veneridae.